Molecule: messenger RNA, 378 nt
Organism: Symbiodinium necroappetens
Lineage: Eukaryota; Dinophyceae; Suessiales; Symbiodiniaceae
Source: the annotation of a GenBank genome assembly
GCGGUGCCUGAGCGCUUGGAUGGAGGGCGGUUGGCUUGGAUGGUUGGAUGGAGCAGGCUGCCUGGCUGGAUGGGAUGGAGGGCGCCUGGCUGGAUGGAGGGGGUUUGGGGCUGGAUGGAGGGGGCCUGGCUGGAGGUGGCUGGCUGGAUGGAGGGGCCUGGUUGGAUGGAGGGGGUCUGGAUGGAGGGGGCCCUGGCUAGGGGCCUGGCUGGAUGGAGGGGGCUGGAUGGAGGGGGGCCUGGCUGGAUGGAGGGCACCUGGCUGGAUGGAGACUGGAUGGAGGGGCCUGACUGGAUGGAUGGAGGGGGCCUGGCUGGAUGGAGGGGUUUGGAAGGAGGGAGGGCAGGAGCUUGGUGCGUGUGGAUGGAAGGUGUUUGA